Molecule: messenger RNA, 876 nt
Organism: Cryptomeria japonica (Japanese cedar)
Lineage: Eukaryota; Viridiplantae; Streptophyta; Pinopsida; Cupressales; Cupressaceae
Product: stigma-specific STIG1-like protein 2
Exons: 1
Coding region: 58-450 (130 amino acids)
Source: RefSeq, a predicted model, not a curated record
UCUCCUCUCUUUAAAAAAGUGCUGUUUGUGAUCCCGUGCGUAUCUUGCUAGAUCAAAAUGAAGUUAUCAGUUUUGUUCAUGCUUGUAUUUGUAAUUCUGAGUAAUGCUGGAUGUGAUGGCAGAGAACUGAGCUCCACCUUUCUAAUUAAGAGCCGUGUUGCAAACAAAAACGCUUGGUGUGGUGCUGAUGAGGGAAGCUGUUCAAAGUAUGCUCGUUCUCAUGGGUAUACACACGGAAACUGGGAAUGCUGCUCAAAAAAGUACUGUGUUGAUGUUACUUCUGAUUCAUUAAACUGUGGGAAAUGUGGGCAUGCAUGCGGUUAUGGGUUAAGCUGCUGUAAAGGAAAGUGCGUUGAUCUCAACACUGACAAAUCUCACUGCGGAAGUUGCUCCAACCGUUGUCAUCAUCAGAAGUGUGCGUUUGGUAUUUGUGGAUAUGCACACAGCUAGGGCUAUUUCACUCACAAAUCAAACAGGAAGGAACACUGAGGAGCUAAAAAAAUAAAUUCUCGUGUUCUGCACUCAAACUUAUUAUUCUUUAAUAGAUGGCUAAAUCUGCAGUCUUUUAGUAGUAUUGAGGCAUUGUUUUAGAAUAAGCGUUUCAGUACUAUGGAGGAAUUGUUUUAGAAUAAUGGUUUGCUAAGCUCAGAACCAUCAUUUGAUUGUAUUCAAGGCAGUAGCAAGUUGUUUAUUCCUUCAGUGCAGAAAAUUGAAUAAUAUGCUGAAAGCAAUACACAAUGGAUUCAAGUUGAGCUGUGAGAAUGAUUCACAGCCAGUGAAACGUAUUGUAGUAGAUCAAAGUAGUAAAUAAGGUGAUUGAGACUAUGGAAUUAUCUUAUAUCUUCUUUGUAAAUUCUGGAGAAUGAAUGUUUGGUU